Molecule: messenger RNA, 864 nt
Organism: Acanthocheilonema viteae
Lineage: Eukaryota; Metazoa; Nematoda; Chromadorea; Rhabditida; Onchocercidae
Source: the annotation of a GenBank genome assembly
AUGAAAAAAAUUUUUGGUCGAAAAAAAUUGAAAAAAUCGAAAUCGGAUCAACAUGAAAAGAUAGAUGAAAACUGUAGCAUCAAUGGGAUAACAACACUUGCAGCAAGUGGUACUUUCUGUCGUACAACCGGUGAUUUCAAAGAAUCGACAACUACAGAUGAAUGUCAUAGUUGUUUUGAUGCCACAUCGUCAUCGAUAGAAGAACGACAUUUUGAUGAAGAAUUAGAUAAACAUAUGAUGCAAACCAUCGCCGAUGUCAAAUAUGUCAAAAAGAGGCCUAAGUUUGUUGCGGUUGGUGAAGUGAAUUUUCAACGUGAAUGUUUGGAUGCUCAUAAUGCGGUAAGGGCACGAUAUGGAUGCCAACCAUUGGUAUGGUCUCAGGAAUUAUGUGAUUUAGCUCAUUCCUGGGCAGUUAAAUUGGCUGAACGAGGACGAAUAUUAUUUCCAGAAUUACAGGGAAUAGGCGAAAAUAUACGAUUAACAGUAGCAGAUGAACGAACUCAUCUACCUUCUGGUAAUGAAAUUACCGAAAUUUGGUGUCGAGAAGCAGAGGACUUCGAUUUUGAGAGACCUCGGUGGAAUCCCAAGACGCAACAUUUCACUCAAAUAGUUUGGAAGGAAACAUCUGAAAUGGGUAUUGCCAGACAGUGGAAUACCAGUACUAAUUGUGUUGCCACUGUUGCGAUGUAUCGUCCUUCCGGUGAAUUUCAAUUAAAUAUCCCAGCAAAAGUGUAUUUCGAUGAAACCCCAGUAUUAUCAAAUGCAGUAAUGCAUGGCACUUCAUCAAACAUAUCGCGACAAUUCACAACCGCUCAAGAAAAAUCGGUGAUCCAAAAUUUGCCGUCUUCCAGUGAUAAAUCGUAG